GCGGAGAACGUCCGAAAAAAAAACUGGGAGUAAAAACAAAUUGAACGGAGAGGGAGAAGCCCGGAGCCCGGAGGCAGGGGCCGGAAAAACACUUCUGGUUCAGACAAUCAUUCGUGAGCUGUGAGCAGAUAAUCCAGACAAAUAGCAGGACGCCUCAGCUACCUCUUCGACAGCUCUCCUUGUCUCCUUCGCAAGCUCGCAGAAUCGCAUACGGGGCUGGUUUGUUCUUCGCAAAACAAAAUUGGGCCUCUCUAGCCUUGCAUAAGGCACGGGCCUGCGCUCGGCGCUAUGUGGCCUUGCCACUCAUGGCCUGUAGGGCCACUAAUGGGGCGCCUACCUCAUCGUGUCCAGAACGACGCGCCUAAUGAAAGGCGGAGUCCUCAGGUUUUCCGGGUGACUUCCGGCAGCCCACUAGGUGUUCCUGCCAUGGACAGUUACGUCCAAAAAAACCCGGAUGACGAGCCAGGCCGAGGGUUAUUGUUACCGUUAGGCCGGUAGUCAUGAUAGAUGAUGCUAGGCAUGAAUAUGAAGCCGUUCACGAGCAACUGUAGUCUGUAGAGGAAGAAAUCAUAAUCAUGUAUGUGUUCAGGACACAUUAGAAAGAAGUCCUACGGGUCGACGGAUCGUAUGAUGCACGAGCAUCCAGAUUCAUGGUUUCAAGUUGGAGUUGUUCUAAGUACCGGAAUCAACAGUGCGUAUGCUCUAGGGUAUGCUGGAGCUAUUAUGGUCCCACUAGGUUGGGUAGGCGGUGUGGUUGGGUUGAUCCUAUCCACCGCUAUAUCAUUAUAUGCUAGUACGCUUAUAGCUAAGCUUCAUGAACAUGGAGGAAAGAGGCAUAUCAGAUAUAGAGACCUUGCAGGCUUUAUAUAUGGUCCAACUGCUUAUUCACUUAUUUGGGCAAUGCAGUAUGCAAAUCUGUUCAUGGUUAACACUGGGUAUCUUAUUCUUGGUGGCCAUGCCUUAAAGGCCUUUUAUGUUCUCUUUAGAGACGACCAUGUGAUGAAGCUUCCUUAUUUCAUUGUAAUAGCUGGAGUGGCAUGUCUCCUCUUCGCUAUUGCUAUACCUCAUUUAUCAGCACUUAGGAUCUGGCUUGGGGUUUCAGCUUUUCUUAGUUCGGUCUACCUUCUUGCCACAUUUGUCUCGUCUAUCAAAGAUGGUGUAAAUGCUCCUGAUAGAGACUAUAACAUCCCGGGAACAAAAAUAGGCAAAAUAUUUACAACUAUUGGUGCAGUUGGCAACCUAGUGUUUGCUUUUAAUACAGGAAUGAUUCCAGAGAUACAAGCUACUGUUAAAGAACCUGCGGUGAAGAACAUGAUCAAAGCACUUUACUUUCAGUUCACAGUAGGAGUGAUGCCAAUGCUUGCUGUUACAUUCAUGGGGUAUUGGGCUUAUGGGUCCAGCUCAUCAGCCUAUUUGCUCAAUAACGUCCACGGCCCUGUUUGGUUAAUGGCAUUUGCUAACAUGUGUGCUUUCUUGCAAGCUAUCAUCUCUAUGCAUAUAUUUGCAAGCCCGACGUACGAAUAUUUGGACACAAAGUAUGGGAUAAAAGGAAGCGUGUUCAUGCCGCGCAACCUGGGAUUCAGAACUUUGGUCAGAGGCGGCUAUUUAGUCCUCACCACAUUCCUUGCAUCUCUACUGCCUUUCCUCGGGGACUUCAUGAGCCUUACCGGGGCCAUCAGUGUGUGCCCCAUCACAUUCAUUCUCGCAAACCACAUGUACAUGGUUGCUAAAAGAAGCCGGCUAUCUUCCUUGGAGAAGAGCUGGCAUUGGUUGAAUGUUGUCUUCUUUGGUUGCUUAUCUGCUGCUGCUUUUGUUGCUGCCAUAAGGUUGAUUGUAGUCGACUCUAAUACGUACCAUGUUUUCGCUGAUUUAUAGUUUUUCUUUCACAAGAGCUGGCAUUGGUUGAAUGUUGUCUUCUGUGGUUGCUUAUCUGCUGCUGCUUUUGUUGCUGCUAUAAGGUUGAUUGUAGUCGACUCUAAUACGUACCAUGUUUUCGCUGAUUUAUAGUUUUUCUUUCCUUUUAACAUUUUCUUUUGGAGUUAUCUUUUAACCUCGAGACAAAUGUAUUAUAAUCUGUAUAGACAGAAUAAUUUGCUUGACAAAAAAAUCAGUCAGAUGGUGAUGCUUUCUAGCAGAAUUUGUGAUACUUUCUUCAAUGGACACUCUUAAAGCAUUGCAAAUGUUGUUAAAACUUAAAAGUGUUUGGAC
This is a messenger RNA of Cuscuta epithymum, 2208 nucleotides long. NCBI's taxonomy places the organism in Eukaryota, Viridiplantae, Streptophyta, Magnoliopsida, Solanales, Convolvulaceae. The record is from the annotation of a GenBank genome assembly.